This is a messenger RNA of Sitodiplosis mosellana (orange wheat blossom midge), 4156 nucleotides long. Its product is annotated as protein ovarian tumor locus-like. Gene Ontology annotation, molecular function: cysteine-type deubiquitinase activity. Gene Ontology annotation, biological process: protein deubiquitination. The record is from RefSeq and is a predicted model, not a curated record. Bases 848 to 3667 code for a protein of 939 amino acids. Lineage: Eukaryota; Metazoa; Arthropoda; Insecta; Diptera; Cecidomyiidae. The transcript is spliced from 10 exons.
CACUUGAAACUUAUCAUAUAGAACAACAAUGAAAAUAUUUGACGCCAAUAGCAUCGUUUCCACAGCAAACGCAAAUGAAGUGUUUCGUUCAUGCGUACACCAAAACCCCACUUGAAUGUGGUUGCGUGAUUUACAAAGUAUCGUAACUUUUUUCUCACUUGAGAUUUUUCUUUGCGACGCAAUACAACAUUCUAAGAUGAUUGAGUCUGCUCUCCUCCAAUACAAACGAAAGUGAGACAUUUGCGAUUUGAAAGAGAAGAAUGUGCACGCAGUAUACAGUGACAGUUUGUCCUUCUUCUUCGCUCACUGUCAGACGCAUUCAUGUGAUGCAAGCGAACAAGUUGACUUUGUGUUGAAUCAUUUAAGACGACAACAAAACCGUUAGUCAAUUUCUUCACUGUACAACACCGUCGCACAUCUCGCAGAGAAUCAUUCUAACAUUUUCGUUCACUCGAGAUAGUUUAUUUAGUUUAUCUUGGAUUUCAAUCCCAACAAAAAAAAAUAUUCCUAACAAAUUUAUUUCUGUAAAGAGAGUAAAUCGUUGAUUUUCAAAUUGUUUUCGUGUAUUAUACUUACUAUCAUUUAAUUACCAAAAAGUCCAAAUCCAAAUUUUAUCGUCUCAUUUGAUUGGCACACGUUUUGUUAGAACAGCCGAAUCAAUAUUUUAGAGGGAAAUUCCAAAUCAAGUGCUCCGUUUCGAAUCAUUAACGGGGACAGACGAUAGAGUUUGGAAGGGGAAAAAUUUAGUGCAAAAUAAAAAUUCGGUGCAAAUUUUCAGUAAAGAUCAAUUGUUUGCUAAUUGAUUUUUGUGUGUAUUUUACUUUUUGAGAACUUUGCAAACGUGAAAAUGCCAACGACACGUUUUAGUCGAACAUUUGCAUCGGGAAGUCGCCCCACGCCGGAUCCAUUCGAUAAAUUCCUUGAUUCACAUGGUUUUUACCGCAAACACACGGCCCGUGAUUCGACCAAUUUAUUUCGCGUUGUGUCCGAGCAAUUGUAUGAUACCCAAUAUCAUCACAAACAGGUGCGCAAAGAUUGCGUCAACUAUAUGAUCAAGCAUCGUGACCAAUAUGAAACAUUGAUACAAGGUGACUUUGAAAAGUAUGUUCGUGAAAUGGCAAAAAACGAAACUUUUGGCACUUUAAUGGAACUACGUGCAAUGGGCUACUUGUUCAAACGCAACAUUAAAUUGUUUCGACCAUUUGAAUUGGGUGUUUGGAUCGUCGAAGAUUCAGAUUACGCUGAUCCUGCCAUGUAUGUGUUUCACGCAUCACACUUUGAUUCAGUGUUUGAAAAGUCAUACAUCAUCGAUGCAGCAUUUUGUCAAUCGAUUGUAUACGAAAUGCUUUACAAAAAUGUAUUCAAAUUGCCCGAUAUUGAAUAUUCGGUGGAAACGAUGCUCCAUAGUGACAUCAUACAGCCAAGCUCACACGAAUAUGAAAACGGUGAUGCAUACGCAACGCACAUUGUUUUUCAAGACGGACGCAAAUUCCAACUCGAUCGACCAGAAAACACGCGUUGCAUUUUAAACGAUCCAGUGCGGUGCCAUUUUCAUAACAAAAAUUUCGAAGAACUUUUGAAGCAAGACGCCAAACGGUUCGAAAAGUCAAUUUUAUCGGAUAAAUUUUGUUCGUGCGUUCGCCAGUUACUGUUUGAUGGAAUUACACCGUUUCCCUACAAAGUUGCCAAGGCACUCGAUGAGAAUAUCUAUCGAAAUGUUGAAUUCGAUUCAUGGAACGAGGCACGAAAGGCAACCAAAUCCAAACAGAAUUAUAAGGCUGGCGAUGAAUGUUUGGUUAAGUUGAACGAAGCGGACAAUGGACUUAACAAAUGUUACAUAGAAGCAAAGGAAUCAAACGGCAACACGCACCCACUGAGCGGCGGCACGCAACGCAGCAAUAUUGUUCAAUCGCAUCGUCGCGAUCCGUAUGCGAAAUUAAUACACAAAAACGAAAGCAUCGGCAAAUACGGAUACGGAUCAUGUGACGCUACAUCUCACACUCAAGAUAAAAAGAAGCUUGAUGAUUUAGUUUUUGACUACGACGCCAUUUGCGAAAUUUCUAAGUCGCUUGACUUUGAGUCAUACAUAAAUUUGUCUAAUAUUAAGUUCACAUCGAGCAAUAAUCAAGAGAUAAUUGCUUAUCCGAUGGUCUACUCGCAAACAAAUAAUAUGAGUACAAACAAUUCGAGUGGUAACACCAACAUGGGUGGUUCAAAGAAAAAUCGUAAUCAAAAUGCAUCCAGCCAGAACAAUGCGCAAUGUGAUUCCAGUGACAAGCACCAACAUGUCAAAAUCGAUUCGGAAGAAAACAUAUAUGGGAAAAAUUCGCACGAAUCGAAACCAGAUUCGCAACAAACACAUCAACCUGGUGGGUACUAUCAACAUCAAUCGCAGGAUCACGAUGCCAGUUUGCCAGCGAACCAGCAACAUGUGCCAAAUUAUUACCAUCAAACCGCCGCGGCACCCAUUUACUAUUGCCCGACACCUGACUACAACGAAUCGAAUGUGUAUUCAUCUGAAAUGGUUUUGCCAAAUGGCGUUUACGCAGUUCCAGCCCAUGCAUAUCAAGUGCCACCGAUGCAAACAAAUAUGUAUGCGCCAGUUGCUGGAAAUCAAACAUCGCCCUAUCCAGUCCAUGUUGGCAGCUGGCCUGGAUACAAUCCACAGGUGAACCCACAAGGUUAUGUUUUUCCCGGUCCACCGCAAUAUGCGAUGCCAGCUUUUCCUGCACCGAUUCCAUUCCAAUUGCCAUUCCUCAAUCGCGAGUUGCUCCGUUCGAACGGUCGCAUCAAUUUCAGUCCAAGCUAUUCUUCUGCACCCACCGGCGAAGAUUUGCCGUUGAAUGAUAAAGUCUCUGUGAGAUUUUAUUACAAUUUGGGUGUCGAAUACUUCAAGUUGUUGCAACAAGUUCAUGGACAUGGUCAAUUAAUGGCAAUGAUCGAUGGUGAACCAUGUGCUGGAAAUAACUAUGAUCAACAGUCCAACGAUAUUGAAUCAAAUCAACUGGCAGCCGAUUUUCAGCAAAUGAACUUCGAAUCGAAUGAAAUCGAAAUCCAGUCACCAUCGAAGCCAAGAGGCUACAACGAGUAUGGAUACGGUCGCCGUGGUUCAAAUAUGAAAUACAGUAAGCGAAAUGACAAUCGAACAAAUUGUGGAAAGCAUUUCCAAGGUUCGUUCGUUGGUCCAACGUCAAAACCAUUUCCAAAGAACAAUCAAAAGUACAUGAGCAACCAGAGUGGUGGCAGCUACGAUGGCACACCAGUCAAGGAUACAAGUGGAAAAUCGCAUCAACAAGGCCAUGGUUUAUCAACCAAACGAGAACCAUCCAAUCCGGAUAGCGACAACUCCAGCGGCAACAGCGGUUUUGGCUGCAACGUUCCACCGUUCCCAUUUCACAACGAUCCAAACGAAUUGAACCAACACUAUGGACCACCGGGAAAUGUGUAUUCGCGAAUGACACCACCUGUUAGUGUUGGCCGUUCGGCGCCGGUGUUGAAUAUCCCCGCCACAUACCAUCAUCAAAUCCAUGGCAAUUACUGGAUUCCACCAAAUUCACAUCAGGCACAACAACAACAACAACAACAACAACAACAGCAACAGCAACAGCAGCAGCAAAGCCAGUCGCAUUCGCUUAAUACCAGCGCUGCAUCGAACCCAUCCCAAUAAGUUCUUAUCAAAAGAUGAACCCAAAAGCAAAAGCCGAAGUGUCUUAGCUGACAUCGUUGAUCAUACGACAAAAAAGUCGAUAAACUUACAAAACUCAUUAUUUUAACAACGCAUAGCGGCCAUCAACAAAUCAGUUAACAAGUUUAAUUCCAAAUAUGAUAAUCAUGAUAUUCAACCGAUUACUUUCUCUUUAAACUAAUUCCCCAUAUGAAAGUCCGAAUCAUUCAUUUUUGCUUUAGUUUAGAGAUAUAAGAGCCAAAUUUAUAGUUGAAAAAAAAAGUAUAAAAAAUCCAAAUUCAAAAUUACAAGCAAAUAAAUUUUUCGAAAAAGAGCAUAUAUGCGGUCGCCAAUGCAUAAACAUCGAUCAUUGGCUCAUUCCAAUCGAAAUAUAAUCCUUUUGAAAAUUUGUCCCCAAUAUUUGCAAUAGUAUAAAUUAACGACAUGUCUCAAUUGGAUAAACUUCAAAUAAAUUCAUUGUACUUCAGUAAA